Molecule: messenger RNA, 6720 nt
Organism: Anastrepha obliqua
Lineage: Eukaryota; Metazoa; Arthropoda; Insecta; Diptera; Tephritidae
Gene: spri
Product: protein sprint
Exons: 8
Coding region: 117-5558 (1813 amino acids)
Biological process (GO): vesicle-mediated transport; signal transduction
Cellular component (GO): cytosol; endocytic vesicle
Molecular function (GO): guanyl-nucleotide exchange factor activity; small GTPase binding
Source: RefSeq, a predicted model, not a curated record
UAAGCCAAAAUUCAAAAACUCUCUCGAAAAAAAGCGCAAAAAUGCUAUUCAUCAGCUUAAAGUGUUAAAAAGUGAUAAGAAAAAAAAAAUCCAACAACAACAACAUUGGUCGCAAUAUGUCUACCGACAGCAGCAACAUGAAUGCCAACAACAACGCCUACGAGUCCUCCAAAGUGGAGGUCAUCGUUUUGGCCAAAUCCGACAAGACACUCAAAAACAAUAUGGACGCCAAAGAUGAGACUAUGCGCAAACGCACCUCACUCAUCAUUGUGCCACAGCCAGUAGAAGAGUUGUCUGAUCACGACAACAAUCUGACAAAUUCCACCAUCGAUAACGAUAAUUGCAAUGAGACUAUCGAUAGCAACAUCGACAACAAAACCACGCCAACACUCAGCGCCACAAAGCAGCAACUGCUCGAAUCUUCCAUCUGCUCCACCAACUCCAAUGGCGGCACCGAAGAUGAAGUUGAUGAAGGCGAUUUUCUAAAGAAGCCACUCGAUAACGAUACCAAGAGGAUUCGUCACUCCAUAGCCAGCGUCGACAGCUGCGUCUCACGUUCUACGCGCACCAGCAGCACCGACACUAGCACCUCUUCGGGCGAUGAUGUCGCCAUCGAUGACUACAAUGAUUUGGAAGAGAAUGGCAAUCUAAUCGAUGAUCUCGACGAGGGUGAUCGCAAGAAUUGCCUAUCGAAUGCUUCAUCCUCAAUCGAUGAUUAUUCGUUGCGCGAGAAGCUGCACAAUUAUGUCAACGAGGCAAUGGAGAAAGAUGAGGGUGAGGGCAAUAGUAGCAGUACUUGUGGUGAUCAAUGCACCAGCUCCGAUGCAGAGGAGGUGAAUACAGAGGAAAUCGAGGCGAUUGAUGAGGCCGUGGUGGAGGAGGUGCCACAAGAACCACAGAGUCUACCACCCUGUGAUGCACUCUUGAGUCCACAAGAGGUGCCAUUGGGGCGACGUUAUGCGGAGGUGUCACAAUUCAAGGCGAGCAAACGGACUUCCGACUCCAGCACGCAAUUGACAACAUCAGCAGUGCCGCCAGCUACGACACAGAAUCAAUUAAAGCCCAUUUCAGCAACAGCAACAGCGACAGCAGCCACCAGCAAUAGCACGAACAACAAUAAUAAUAAUAACAACAACAACUGCAAUAGCAGUAAUAAUGCCAGUAAUCGACGUCUGCCAUUCUGUGGUUUAGAUUCCAUUAAAGGAAGUGACAGCAAUGGCCAUGGCGAUGGUUGUGGCAUAGGUGGUGCCACCAAUUUAUGCUUCGAUUUGCAAGGUGGUAGCAACAAUAACAACACAACACACAGUGUCGUCGCUGGUAUUGGUACGGUAAAUGCUGGACUUGGACACUUAGAUGGCGGUCAACAUGAUAACAUAUCAGAGCAAUUUCACUCAUUGGAUGCGGCAGAUAGCAGCUGCUGCGGUGAUGGACAAUUCGAGGAUGAUAUGCAAGCUUUGCUGCCGAAAUGCAAGCGACUCUCGGGGGAUGAACUCAGUCAGUCACGUACAUCUCUGGUCUCCAGUUCGGAUGGUGGCAUUUUGGCCGAAGGCGAAACCUCGAGCGAAACAUCACGCGGCACCGACGAAUGCCCGCCCUGUGAUUUGGGCCUGAUGGAGCGUCUGCUGCUGACACAUCCUGUAUGGUUUUUACCCGGCAUACAGCGAUCCGGUGCAGUGCAUUUUCUACAAGGCAAAGAGGAGGGGAACUUCAUUGUGCGCGGCUCAAGCCAACCCAACACCAUGGCCGUGUCGGUGCGUCUUCCCCCGGAUACUGGUCCCUACAUUGAGCACUAUUUGAUUCAGUCAAACGACGCCAUUUUGAGCUUGGAAAGUUCACGCUUCACAUUCGAUUCAAUCCCAGCGCUGAUCGCUCACUAUGCACAGUGCUGUGAUGAACUGCCCGUUCAACUUAUACUGCCACGCGCUUUGCGCGAAGUCAGAAAUCGUCAGCAACUCUCAUCGCUAGCCCUAUUGGGUCAAGAGUUUUGGCGCUAUCCGAUGUCUUGCCCUAAGCCACAUGAAUCAGAGGCUAAUCUACUCGAUGCUAAAUCACCCAACUCAUUGACUGAAACCAGCGGCUUGGGCACAACGGUCUUCAGCAACUCUGGCGCACCACAAUCAGCGAAGGUCUUCAGUCCCACCAACAAUCAAGGUGGCCUCUUUAGUCAGGCGGGCACACCAUCAGACACUACAUCCAGCAUGAGUUCUUUCACCACGAGCGGUGGUCCACAAUUGCAGCUAAUGAGUCCGGAAUCGGUGGACUCAGUAAUACUAACCAUGUCGCCGGUGGAUGUAAAUAAUCACCGCAAUGGCAUUAUUGGCUUAUCGGGCGAUACUUCGACUACGACAAAUGGCAACCUUAGCACUUUUAAAUCGAAUAAUCUCGUGAUGGUGCCAUCGAAAGGCAAUAAAUCCAUCUCAGACAAUGGCAUACGGCCACAACGUCCCAAGCCGCCAAACACUCUCAAUUUGGAUUUACGCAAACCACCUGCGCCACCAUUGCGUUGCUUCAAACCACUCACACCCAGCAGUCCACUGCCAGUGGACCAUGCAUUGAACUCGGCAAAUAAUUUUACUGUGACAACAACUGUUACUUUCUCAAUGGAGAACAAUAACUCACCCCAGUUUGUUGAAGUGACCACACCAGCAACAGCAACUAAUAUGAUCGCCUCAAGCGCGCUCAACACAAAUGCAACUUUCCAAACUUUCUCGAAACGUUUAUCGCCUGAGGGCGAAUGCAAAGAUACGCUCUCGUCACAGGGUUCUUCGAAUGGCAGCCGCUGGCAAUCGCAGAGCAGCAAAGACUCGAAUCACAGCCAAAGGAAGAUCCUAUCACCUUGCUCCGCUGGCACGCCCACAAGCGCUUUGGGCAGCAGCAGCAGCAAAUCGCGACGCGCCAAAGCGCGCAAGGAGUCCAAACACUACCAGGAGUCUGACAUAUUGGAAAGUCCACAGAUAUACUGCCGCAGCGCAUUGGGCGAUAAAAUCAGCGAUUAUGAAGACCUAUGGACUCAAGAGUCGAACGAGCGCACCGGUUUGCUCACGAGUUUUAAGCCCACAGAAGGUGCGCAGGGUAAACGACCUGACUUGCUCGCAGAAACACCCACUAUCACCUCCCUAAGCGCCAAUUUACUUUCACCUGCUAACUCCUCUGUCGCUUCUGCCAGUCCGCAAGGCAACAGUGAUCCCUCGCCUACGCCCACUGCCAAUGCCCCCUUUUGCGACACCCAACAACUCAUACAGUUUUCCGCUGAUGUCCAGCCACGUUCACGCGCUGGCCUUCUCUUGCCCGGUCUCAUGAGCCAAUCGCUUUCCGAAGAUCAGUUCAAGGUUUGCGAACUGAACGAGGGUGACACUACACCUACAGCAGAUACGCCUGCCUCACGGAGCAAGCAAGGCAGCCCCUUCUAUGCUGAACCAGCGGAUGCACUGCGUGAAGCAGGUCUUACAACUGCCAGCAUACUACGACGUUCACAGCGUGGUCCACUCUUGCCUGCAAACCAUCGGCACUCUGAGCCGCCGAAGAGCGGGCUAGCGCGUACUCCCAUAUGCCCAUUGCUAAUUCCCAAAGAAUUCGAGAAAAUCGCAGGCAGUCUGGAUGAGCUCAAGAAAAAGCAGCAACAGGCGCCACAGCAAGCCCCAACACAACAACAACAGCCCACGAAACGCGCACGUGCACGCUUCGAGCAAUGGCAACUUGACAGCAGUUGGGAGUUCAUGGGUAAACAAGAUGAGGAUGAUGAUUAUGAUGAGGGUGCCGAAGAAACCAAUACCAAUAACAAUUAUGGCGAUUAUGAUACGGAGGAACAGUGGCGCCAACAACCCGUGACUGGUCAAGAGAAGGAAAACUCAUUGGGUCGCGAAGCAAACAAGGAGAAUAAACCAAAGCCACUGACAGUUCAUCAAAUAAUCGCCAAACGUUUCCCCGAUUUGAAUCUUCCAGAGCUGGUACGUUGCUCCACGCCACCACAACAAGCAUAUCUACAACAGCAUCAUAACGGCCAGUGCGGGCAAAAACAAUUAAGCGAACAUCAUGGCAGCCAGAAGUCCUUCGACAGUCAGACUGGUAGUCGACUCUCGUCCUAUGACAACGUCGGCGGCACUUAUUCCUUCUGUCAGUCAUAUUUUAACGGCAUCGACUCGGCGCAAUCGGAUGACGGCACAGUGUUCUCAGAACCAUGGGACUCAUCGCAAUGGGACUCCAUUAACCCGCAAGAUGAUGCCACUAUCGCUUCGGACACCAUACACUUUUCAAAAUGUCGCCCCGUUGUCUCAGAAGAUGAUACUAUAAUUGAAGAGCUGAGUACCAAAGAGAGCAAUCAAGACACAUUGAAAGCUAAGAAGUGCAAUGGCAGACAAAAGGUCGCAACAAUAUUGCGGAAUCCAAGCAUGCGAGAUCGUGAAAUUCUGCGUCAUCCACGCAACAAGCUGAACGCGCACAACGGCGGUCCCGGUGACCUAGUGCGCGCUUGCACACUCCAACUUGCCGAAGACCCGAGUUCAACCUUCGCACGCAACAUCGAAAAUUUCAUCUCCUGCACCAAAGAAUCGCGAGAGGCAGCCCCACAAGUGGUUAUGCGCAAUAUGCGCCAAUUUAUGAAUGGCAUGAAGAAUUAUCUGGUAAAACAUGGUGAGGGUAAAUUCCAUCAGGAAGUCGAAGCGGCGCGUUCACGUCUCAAAGCGGACGAAUUUCUCAAUUUGGACGCCAUACUCGAGACUGUGAUGCAUCAAUUGGUUGUGCUGCCGCUGCGCGAACAUCUCUACAGCAUGUUCGUGGACUACUACAAACGCUCGGAAGAUAUACAGCUGUUGGCGCAGAAUGUUAAAUAUGCUUGCGGACGUAAUGCUGCCGAUUUUGGUAUACGCCCAACAGUUACACCGCCAUCAACGACAGCUUUGCAGAUGAUUUCGUCAUUGUUGCAACGCUUACAGGAGGCCGAGUUGCCGCUCGAUAAGUUAGAUUUUUUUCUCUGUGUCAUAUCGACCAUUUUCGAAGCAACCGGUUGCCCGCGCGGCCAACAGCUAGGCGCUGAUGACUUUCUGCCCGUGCUGGUUUAUGUCGUGGCCAAAUGUGGUUUUGUGGGUGCCGAAAUAGAGGCUGAAUUCAUGUGGGGACUACUGCAACCGACGUUGCUGAGUGGCGAGGCGGGCUACUACUUGACAGCGCUCUGCAGUGCCGUGCACGUGCUCAAGAGCUUUAUGGCUUCGGAGAAUGAGAAUGGAACUGGCUCGUUAGACUGGCGCUCCUCUUCGCUGCCGGCCUGCUCUUCGGUGUUGCGCGUUAUCAUACCCGACGAGUGCAAUGGCUCGCUGCAAACACGCACGCUGCCCGUACGGCCUCACACUACCACACGCGAGGUAUGCCGAAUUAUUGCGCACAAGGCACGCAUCACCAAUCCACAAGACUAUGCGUUGUUCAAGCUCGUCGAUGGCGAAGAAACGCUAUUGAAUGAUGUCGAAUGCCCGCAAGAUGUGAGAUUUGCAGCAAAAGGCAAGCAUUGCAUUUUGGCUUACAAGCGUAUCGACGCUAAAAUUGCAUGGCCGACGGCCACUUAUUAAUUCACUGUUUGGCUUGGGGAAAUGUGAAGCGGAAAUGGCCUAUGAAAAGUGUGAAAAUAUGCAAUUUAAAAAUCGAAUCGAGCGCUGAAAAGCUCAUCUGCUGCAGACAACUAAGUGCAAACACUUUAACCGUUAAGGUGUUAUGUAUUUUUUUUUAAUUUUUCGGUACAUAAGUACGAGGAAAGCAAGCAACCAAUCUGAUAUUUCUUUAAGCAGCGGAUUAAAUUUAAUUAGUUUUAAUUAAAUUUGAAUCAUAAUGCACCAUUGCUCACUAACCCAUACUUCAUGUUAAGCAUAGAUAUACAUACUUACAUACAGACAUGAGUAAUAAAAAACAAAAGUUGUAUUUAUACAUAUAUUUGCGAGUAUCCUAAACAGUAUUGCGAUAAGUUAGUUUGUAAGCGAAGUAAACAUGUCUACAUACGUACAUACAUAAUUAGUAAUAUUUUAAGAAAAGUGAAAUAAGUUUACCAUGUGUAUGUAUGUACGUUUGCACUAAGUAAGACUACGGACUAACGAAACUUUAAUGUAUUAACUCGAAUUAAUUUUGUACAAUUAACGAACACUUCCAAUUGCGUUUACAAAUCAGAAACCUUCAGAAAACGAAACAUAAAUAAAAAUAUCAUUAUAAAAGACGUUUUAAAAGGCGUUUUACGAAAAAUUAAAACACCUCAAGGCAGGCGAUGUGAACAAAAAAUUUAUAUAAUAUUUUAUCUGAUCAAUUGCAAGCAAAACGUGAAUGUGUGUAAGAAGAAAAAUAAGAAAAAUAAAAUUGUAAAAAAAUAUAACUUUGAGAAAAAAGUUAAAUUGGUUUUCUAAAAAUUUAACAAAAAAGUUAAUUUUAACAGAAAAAAAUUAGUUUUAACUAAAAAUCAGAAUCAUAAAAAAUUAAUUUUAACAAAAUAAAUUAAUUUUAAGAAAAAAUAAAUGAAACCAAAAAUAAUAAAAAUAAAUUCUGCAGCUAAUUGUAUGCACAAAAAAUUAUUGUGUAACAGCUAAUAUUAAAAAAAUAUUAUAUAGCACCAGUUGCUGCAAUGUAAAGGAGAGAUAACGCAAUUAUUUUAUUUUAGAUUUAAAGUCUAAUUGCUGUUUUUUAACAUAAAUUUGUGUAAAUAUUCAGAUAAGAUUUGUAUAAAGAAAAUCUACGAAAAAUAUACUUCUG